UGUCUCCCGACUGCCAAGAUGGCGGCCUCCGGGAGCUGCGUUCUAUGGAGCUACUGCGGUCAUGGGUGGUCGCGGGUGAUGCGGUGCUGCAGGCUCCCCGGGUUUCGUAGCUCCUGGCCCGGGGGCCCGCUAGUUGCGCGGCACUUGUCCCAAGAGAAGCGGGCAACGGAAACGCACUUCGGGUUUGAGACUGUGUCGGAGGAGGAGAAGGGGGGCAAAGUCUAUCAGGUGUUUGAAAGUGUGGCCAAGAAGUAUGAUGUGAUGAAUGAUAUGAUGAGUCUUGGUAUCCAUCGUGUUUGGAAGGAUUUGCUGCUCGGGAAGAUGCACCCAUUUCCUGGGACCCAGCUGCUGGAUGUUGCUGGAGGCACAGGUGACAUUGCAUUCCGGUUCCUUAAAUACGUUCAGGCACAGCAUCAGAGAAAGCAGAAGAGGCAGCUAAGGGCCCAACAAAAUUUAUCCUGGGAAGAGAUUGCCAAAAAGUACCAGAAUGAAGAGGAUUCCUUAGGUGGUUCCCGUGUCAUGGUCUGUGAUAUCAAUAAGGAGAUGCUAAAGAUUGGAAAGCAGAAAGCCCGUGCUCAAGGAUACAAAGCUGGACUUGCUUGGGUAUUGGGAGAUGCUGAAGAACUGCCCUUUGAUGAUGACAAGUUUGAUGUUUACACCAUUGCCUUUGGGAUCCGCAAUGUCACACACAUUGAUCGGGCACUCCAGGAAGCCCACCGGGUCCUGAAACCAGGAGGACGGUUUCUCUGUCUGGAGUUUAGCCAAGUGAACAAUCCCCUCAUAUCCAGGCUUUAUGAUCUGUAUAGCUUCCAGGUCAUUCCUGUCCUGGGAGAGGUCAUCGCAGGAGACUGGAAGUCCUACCAAUACCUUGUAGAGAGUAUCCGACAGUUCCCCUCUCAGGAGGAGUUCAAGGAGAUGAUAGAAGAUGCAGGUUUUCAGAAGGUGACCUAUGAAAGUCUAACAUCAGGCAUCGUGGCCAUUCAUUCUGGCUUCAAACUGUAACUCUUUUAAGAUCCUGGAGCUGAGCGUGAACCAGUCACAUCCUGUCAAAAGCCUGGAGCUGACGGAUAAUCUGGCUAGUGAGACCAGCGGCAGAACAUCUCCUCUUAAGGAUAUGUGCCUUGAACUCAUGUUCUGAUGUCACCAGUCUCAAAGUGGAAAAAACAAAUUCCUGUCACUUUAUUGCAGCUUUCCUUAGGAGCUGCUUCGGGCCUUCUCCCAGAGGUAUUUGGUCUCUAUUUUUUGCUCCACUCCUAAUUUUUCUUGGCUGUGCAGUGUGCUGUUAAGGUAAAACCAGCGCUAAAGCUCAGUUUUAAAGUGUCUUUGUAGCUUCUCUGCUGGUGCUGCCUUCCAGAGGGAUAAUCAAUCAUUUGAACCCAAUGAUGAUUUGAAUCAGAAAACUUCCCAGCUGUACCUGAGUCCACCUUUCAGCCCAGGACUAAGUCAGGGGCCAAAAGCCAAGGCCCAAAUCAGAGGGCUAACAAUCCCAACUAGAAUUAUGCACCGAACCACUACAUGAGUUUACAAUUUGUGUGGCAUUUGUCAUUUUUCCUUGAGGGAGGUGAAAGAAAUACAUUUUUAUCAUCAUUCAUUCAGUCCUCUUCUACCAAAAGCCACUAUUGUGUUCUCAGUGCCUGUUACGAAGAAAACAACUCAACAAAUCCUUGUUGAAAGAAUAAAUGUGCAAACUUCUGCUUUCAUGUCA
This is a messenger RNA of Equus quagga, 1705 nucleotides long. RefSeq names its product coenzyme Q5, methyltransferase (gene COQ5). NCBI's taxonomy places the organism in Eukaryota, Metazoa, Chordata, Mammalia, Perissodactyla, Equidae. The coding region runs from base 19 to 1002 and encodes 327 amino acids. Gene Ontology annotation, biological process: ubiquinone biosynthetic process. Gene Ontology annotation, molecular function: methyltransferase activity. The transcript is spliced from 7 exons. The record is from RefSeq and is a predicted model, not a curated record.